AUGGCACGUCGCGAAUUGAUUCUCAUUGCUCUGAUCUUGGUUGCCAUUGUCGGAGUUGCGAUGGCAGCAGAUUCGAGUAGUAGUCCUUCGCCAUCGGAAUCGCCCAAGAAAGACGACAAAAAAGACUCUGACAGUUCAUCUUCAUCAUCAGAUAAGGACAAAUCGUCAUCAGAUAAGGACAAUUCAUCAUCAGAUAAGGACAAUUCAUCUGAUGCCCCGUCAUCAUCAUCGGACAAGGACAAGUCAUCAUCGGACAAGGACAAAUCAUCAUCGGACAAGGACAAGGAUAAGUCCUCAUCCGCCCCAAGCCCAUCAGCACCAUCCCCCAAGUCAUCCGACGGUGGUAAGUCAUCAGACAAGGACAAGUCAUCAUCUGCUCCGGCUCCAAGCAAGGGCAGUGAUAAAGACAGCUCAUCUAAGUCACCUAAAUCCUCCGCAAGCUCGCCCGACUCCAGCAAGGACAGCGGCAAAGACAAAGGUAAAGACAGUUCAUCUCCGUCGCCUAAGUCUUCUUCCUCCAGCUCUCCCAAGUCCUCACCGUCUUCAAGCGCCAAGGACGACAGUAGCAGCAGUCCGGCUUCUUCCCCCAAGUCAUCAAAAAACAAGGACAAGGACGACAGUAGCUCUGCUCCAUCUUCCGACUCCUCUUCCAGCGCCUCCGCCCCUUCCCCCGAUGACUCAGCCUCAGCAUCCCCUCCUGCCCCUACUCGUGACACUACUACAGAGGCUCCCUCUGACGUUGUGACUGCGGACACACCCUCUCUCGCUGAGGCUCCCUCUAAAACCGCCGCCCUCCCCACCUUCUUCUCCACUGCCUCCACCGCCGGUGCUCUCGUGCUCGCAGCCGCCUCCUUCUUUGCCUUUUAA
Molecule: messenger RNA, 867 nt
Organism: Malus domestica (apple)
Lineage: Eukaryota; Viridiplantae; Streptophyta; Magnoliopsida; Rosales; Rosaceae
Product: suppressor protein SRP40-like
Source: RefSeq, a predicted model, not a curated record